AUGCUCCUACGAACACAACACCUUGAUGCUACAGACCCUAAAGACAAGAUAUUCGCUGUCCACGGCUUGCUUUCGCAACUUGGAGCUCAUUUGCCAGACCCAGACUACUCGAAAUCGAUCCAACUAGUCUAUCAGGAGGCUGCUACUGUUGCCAUCAACCACGACAAUCGACUGCACAUCCUUGCUUCACUUACGGGUGAGAGUGGGAUCGAGGGGCUUCCAUCAUGGGUUCCUGACUGGUCUUGUAAUCGACCCAUAUCCGAAAUAGCAUCUUGGGACGACUAUAACGUAAAAAGAGCGACUAAACCAUGGUUCAAGUUUUCGGCAGACGGAAAACGUCUGAAAUUAUGGGGUGCAGAGGUCGACAAGAUCGAGGAGCACUCAAUCCCAUUCGUAGCUCGCUACAAUUUUCACGAUGUCGUAGGACAUGGUUAUCCGAUACGCGAGAUAAGAAUAUUGCAAAGAUGGUUUGAGAGGCUUGAAGAGGAUCCGCACCCAACAAGCUUAGUCGAAUUCUUCUCCGGUUUGAGCGAAAAGCCUUGGACACGCAUGAAGUCUCAAUUCAAUCUUUCUACCGAUGUACUUUCAAAAUACUGGAUAAAAGCCAUCAAGCGCUUCAAAAAGGACGGAUGGACCUACAACGGAGCCCGCUAUAUUGAUGCGGAUCUGCGUUGGCGGGCCACCGAAAGCGCUAUGAACGACGGCAUGAAAGAGAAACAUGUAAGGGGAGACAUUACACCUUUUCACGAUCUCAUGCGAACGCUCCUGGACCGCAAGGUUAUGUUCGUAACCAAAAGAGGACACCUAGGGAUCGCAUCCCAAGCUAUACAAGAUGACGACCGUAUCGUCUUCUUCCGUGGGGUAAGUCUGCCCAUGGUCGUUCGCCAGGUGAAAUCGAAGUGGCGGCUUGUUGCACCAGCAUAUAUACACAACGGGAUGGAGGACAUAUCUAACUCCGAAACAAUACUCAAUAAACUACAGGCUUUGUUGGUAACAGACCAAGUGCAGAAGUUCGACAUCGUCUAG
Didymosphaeria variabile is the source of this 1026-nucleotide messenger RNA. RefSeq lists its product as uncharacterized. The transcript has a single exon. The coding region runs from base 1 to 1026 and encodes 341 amino acids. Lineage: Eukaryota; Fungi; Ascomycota; Dothideomycetes; Pleosporales; Didymosphaeriaceae. The record is from RefSeq and is a predicted model, not a curated record.